This is a messenger RNA of Myxocyprinus asiaticus (Chinese sucker), 3604 nucleotides long. RefSeq names its product protein orai-2-like. Gene Ontology annotation, cellular component: membrane. Gene Ontology annotation, biological process: store-operated calcium entry. The transcript is spliced from 4 exons. Gene Ontology annotation, molecular function: store-operated calcium channel activity. The record is from RefSeq and is a predicted model, not a curated record. The coding region runs from base 128 to 976 and encodes 282 amino acids. NCBI's taxonomy places the organism in Eukaryota, Metazoa, Chordata, Actinopteri, Cypriniformes, Catostomidae.
GAGAGAGAUAGCGGAAACGCGAGUGUGCAGCAGAGCUGUCUGUACACGUCCAUCUCUCAGUCGAAGCCUCCGUCUAUCCGCCUCACAUAAAAUACUGCACAAAUACUUGUUGGCUGCACAGAGAUGUAUGAUGAAAGACAGUCCUAAAGAAGGACAAAGCCAUUCAGUUACUAUGAGCAGUGAGCUCAAUGUGCCAAUGGGCUCCCCAGCUCCCGGGUGCACUGACAGGCUGCAGGAUGGAGGUGGAAUGGACUACAGAGAUUGGGUUCGUCGCAGCUAUCUGGAGCUGGUCACCUCCAACCACCACUCUGUCCAGGCUCUCUCUUGGAGAAAACUUUACCUCAGCAGGGCAAAGCUCAAAGCCUCCAGUCGAACUUCAGCCCUGCUUUCAGGCUUUGCAAUGGUGGCCAUGGUGGAAGUGCAACUCGAGAUGCAGUACAACUACCCACGUGUCCUUCUCAUCGCCUUUAGCGUCUGCACCACUGUGCUGGUGGCCGUCCACCUCUUCGCCCUCCUCAUCAGUACCUGCAUCCUGCCCAAUGUCGAAGCCGUUAGCAACAUCCACAACCUCAACUCCGUAUCCGAAUCUCCCCAUGAGAGGAUGCACCACUAUAUUGAGCUCGCCUGGGGCUUUUCCACUGCCCUGGGAAUCCUGUUGUUUCUGGCAGAGGUGGUGCUCCUCUGCUGGAUAAAGUUCUUGCCGGUUGACUCUGGAGCCCAAUCCACAUCAGUCCUGGCAGCCCUGAAGCAGAACUGUAGCACCCCUGCAGUUCAACCGGGGCACAGCGGGUGGCAGGCGGCCUUGGCCUCCACCAUCAUCAUGGUGCCCGUUGGAUUAAUCUUUGUGGUGUUCACCAUUCACUUCUACCGCUCACUGGUGCGGCACAAAACAGAACGGCACCACCAGGAGAUCGAGGAACUGCACAAGAUCAAGGUACAGCUGGACGGCCAUGAGCGAGGCCUGCAAGCAGUGUGAGAUCUGGGGAUGCUCUUUUUGCGCAGUGUUCCAUUGCUUGAUUAUUCAAGCUUUCAAGCACAUUAAAUCUCUGCUCCUUUUUGAGUCUUUUUUUUUUUUUUUUUUUUAAGGCAUAUUUUCUUUUGAGAGAAAAUGCCUUGUUGCCUGGUGGAUGGAUUGUCCAUUUAGAAACUGAGAAAGCUUUAGAGAAAAGAGGGAAGUUUACAAGAUUUCAACAGCAAGGGCUAGUUAUUUAUAUUUCUUUAGGCUGUAGGUCAUUUGGACGGGUCUUUAUGUGCCAUUUUCUAGAUGUUCUCCUGCUUCUACUAUACAAAAUGAAUGUCAUACAUCAGUGUGCUUUAAUAUCAUUUGCCUGUUUAUUGGAUGGUUUCUUAUCCAGCCUGAUCUUCAUUGUGCCACAUAUAAAUUUGUUCAAAUGAGUUCGACAAGUAGAGUUGGUCUUGGUUCCAUUAAGGAUCAGAGCUACAAGACCUACACUGCCAGAGUAUGUGACUAAAAUAUACAGCUUUAUGCUAUACAUGCCUGUAUGAGUUUUCGUUUGAUUUCGUAAAAACACAAAAGUAUGCUGCACGCACUGGGUGAAUGUCCGGAUCAUAUUUUAUCUUAAAAUCAAAAUUAUAUUUAAGCCUAUUUAAGACCAUUAAGAUGUUGGCAUUAUGACAUUAUUUUCAUGACUUAUUCCUAAAUUCUCAUUUUAAAAAAUCAUUCUAAUUACCGUAAUGUGAAAAAAAAAAAAAAAAACAUUACUGUAAUUUUUUUGCAUUACUGUAAUAAUAAUGACCGUGUCCUGAUGAUUAAAUUCAGUACAACAAAUACUUCCAUUAUGAAUUUCAUAAUGGGGUUACCAUUGUGGUUAAGAUUGGCACUUGUCCUUAGGUUGAGGAUGGACUUUCACGUUCAAGUGAUGUUUGAUUUGAGUGCUGCUUGGCUCCAGAAGCAGUUGCUAUCAAAUUGACAGUGCAACAGUUUUACACAUGCUCACCUGGCAUAUAAUAAUGAUUCAUAAAAUUAAUUGAACCAACAGAAAAAUGAUUCAUUUAUUAAAUUGAGUUUGACUAACCAUGAAGUUUAGAUAAAACUACUAGAGUCCAUUGAUUUGACCUAAUCCAACUAAAUUAUGUUGGCUUAAUGAAAAUGACUUAAUCUGAAUGAAUGAAAUUAAAUUGCUUGUAAAAACUCUCAAAUUCAAUUAAGGGUAAUGAGUGAUGUACUUAACAAUUGAAGUAAUAUUUCAUUAUUAUUUUGUAAUAUAUUACAGUAAUGACAAUGAGAAUUGGAAGGGGGAUAAUUAUGCUUAAUUGUCUUGAAAAAAUGCUUCAAUGCAAAAAACAAAAAACAAAAAAAAAAUGUCAUAGUUCUAAAACUAGGCUCCAUUUUUAUUUUGCAAAAUAUUUUUUGUGGUAAAGUUGGCCCAGACAUAUCUUGACAGUUCUUGUGAGAUUCACCCUACUAUUGUUCUUUGUCUGUGUUUGAUAGUGGAUCCAAAACUGUAAUAUUAUUAACUGCAGAAUUGUUGUGCCUGCAUUUUCCUCAAUAACCAUGUAGGAUUCAUUUUAACUGUUACCUAAGAAAGAACUAUCACUCAUACUAUGUAGUGCAAUAUUUUUAGCUUGGGUGUGAAAUGUAGAUGCUUUAAACAUGCACAGUGCACACUUAUGUUUCACGUAAUUUUAGAUUUUAUUAACAAAUUUGCAUUUAAUGUAUAAUAUAAUGCACUGUCACUUGUCAAGCACAAAAGAUGAACUUUUUGUCCAUAUUUCAAACAAGGCCCAUUGAAUGUUAUUUGCUCGUGUUACUAGAAGUUUACGCUGUUGAUGAUAAUACCCAGAAAUAACCAGGGUCAAAGGUUGUUUGCUCCAAUAUUGUUUAUAUAAAAAUAUUUCUUUAAAUGGGCACAGUUACAAAAUACUUGAGGAAAAGCAAAAGCGCUUGCAUUGCAUGCCAAGCUGAAACUCUUUAAUGUGAACUGUGUAAUACAGUGUGAGUUGGCAGUCCUGUGUCAGUCUCAGAAUAUUGUCUGAUAUUUGGUACAAGUCAAUAUGAGGGAAACAUUCCAGUGGGAAAGAAGUGGGACCAAUUUCUGCCUGCCUUUAAUAGCUGAACAGACAAAACUUUGAAGUGCACUUGUAGUGUAGUCCAUGGAAAUGAUCUGUAUGUCCUGUCUGUGUUUAGAGUAUGCAGACUUAUUUCACAGUGCAGAGUUAAAGACAUCAUUUCAUGCCUAACCACCUUCAAAGCAUUAUUGUAUUGUAAUUACAGUAUUGCUGUAUUGAUAGUAUGUUAAUGCCAUUACGCUGAUCUUACAAUUGCACAUGCAAUGUGUGAACGCUCAAACAAGGAAACUUUGACCAAAAUGACUUGUGUACUCUGGUUGUGGGGGGCUUUAAACAGCUGUUUUGUGUGUGAAAAUAAAUACUUGGGUCAUUUUUUUUAUCCUUCUGUUGCAUUGCGCCUGCACUAUCAGUAGAGAAAAGCAAUGAAUAUCUAGUGCAAAAGCUAAUGUUUUUUUCCAUCAUGGACAUGUAGCCAACUGUUAUGGAAAUGUUUUGUGUAGCAUGUUGUUUUCACUCUGUCUGUACUUGUAUGUUAAUUUAUGUCAAAUAAACGCAACUGUUUUGUUUACUUCAA